Molecule: messenger RNA, 312 nt
Organism: Heterobasidion irregulare TC 32-1
Lineage: Eukaryota; Fungi; Basidiomycota; Agaricomycetes; Russulales; Bondarzewiaceae
Exons: 1
Coding region: 1-312 (103 amino acids)
Source: RefSeq, a predicted model, not a curated record
AUGCCCCGCAAUCUCAACCUCCUCUCCAUCACUACUACGCAUCUCAAUACGCACCCCAGUACGCACCCCAAUACCGGCCCCAUUCACGGGCGCCCGUGCAGAUGCCCGUGCAGAUGCAGAUGCAAGGGAGUUAUCCGCCGCCGGAAGGCUACCGGUAGCGUACACGGAUGGCAUGGAUCUUGGCUCCUGGGGGCCCUUUGGUCUGGUCUGAGUGUGUGUAUCAUAAGCGGUGUUGGCGCUGUAUCUUGUUAUUUAUGUUUUGCUUUGCUUUUUGCUGUCGGUGUGUGUACUCUAAUAUUUAUCUCUGGAUAA